AUGUCAUCUCAUACUGGAGUUGUUUUAUCCUUAAAUUCGGGAUUUGAAACAAAACUACGAAGGAAAAGUUAUAAUCCAAUUGCAAAACUUGGAGGUGGGUCACCAUCAAUUUCAAGUGAAGAAAUUGACUCAAUAAAACGACCACCAUCACAAUCAUUUAUUAUAUAUGGGUCUCAACAUAGAGAACAAUCACCAAAUGACUUUACAUCGUUACUUUCACCACGUCAAAAUGAUCCACAUAAAUAUAAAAAGAAAAAGGGUUUAUUUCAAAUUGGGUUAAAUAAACUUGGUUUAAAAGAUAGAACCUUUAACGAAUUACCAUGUGUUGUACAUGAAAUACUUCUAUUUUUAUAUCAUUCAUUAUUAUUUGAAAAUAAAUAUUUUGAAGAUAAACCAAUAAGUUAUUUUAAACUUAGAUUUGAAGCGUCACGUAUUGUAGUAAAAGAAAAUAGUCAAUUAAUGAUAAGUCAAAUAGAUAAAAUGAGUAUUGAAGAUUUACUAAAGAAAGGGUUUACAAUGAAUGAUAGUUAUUUAUUAAAACAAAAAGCUCAAAGUGAAGAUCGAUGUCAUUUCUUUUAUAACAUGAAUUUAAAUAAUGGAAUUACUAAUGAAGAAUAUGUUACAUUAAAUCAUUUAGUACGACGUUAUAAUAAUGAAACAAAACCUAAUUUAUAUAAAGAGGUUGAUGUAAAAAUGGGAUUUUUAUUAUUAAAGAAUUAUUUAUUAAAUUUACCAGUACCAUUACUUAGUAGUAAUGUAUUAAAUAAAUUAGAUAUGAUAUUAAUGAUGAAAGAUAAAAUAAAUAAAGAUAAAAUGGCAUUAUUAUUUAUUGAAGAAAUUAAAACAUCAAUUUUAGAACAUUUAAAUGGAGAAAAUGAAUGUAGACUUGAAAUAAUAAAAGAAAUUAUUUUAUUUAUUAAAUUUGUUUGUCAAAAACAUAAUAUAAUUAAAGAAGAAAAAGAAUCAAUGUAUCUUUGUUAUUUUAAUGCAAUGUUACAAAAUAAUUUCUUUAGAAAAGAAUAUAUUGAUAUAAUAGAACAAAUAUGCUCUAAUGAAAUUUAUUCAAAAGAAAUUAAUGAUGUUUAUCAAUUUGAUGGAGAAUUUAUUAUAAAAAAAUAUUGUAAUGUUUUAUUUGCACCUUAUAUUAUUCCUAAUGAUGUAGGAUUUGAUAAUACAAAUGUAAUAAAUGGAAAUUUAUUUAUUACUACACAAAGAAUUGUUUUUAUAAGUAAAGAAGAAAUUGAUGUAUCAAAAUUUUUUAUUGUUAAACAAUUAGGAACUACUUUUUUAUUUAAUAUUAAUUCAAUACAAAUUAUUAAAAAAGAAUCAUGUCAUUAUUUACGUUUAUAUCGUAAGGAUUUGAAAAUAAUAACAUUUAAAUUAAAUGGUGAAACUGAUAAUUAUGAAAUGAUUAUUAAUGACUUAAAAACAAAUUAUCAAUGUAUUAAUGAAACUGAUUUUAUUCCUUUAAAUCUUUAUCAAAUUUGUUCAACUAAUAAAAUUAUUUCUUUUGAUUGUCAAAGACUUGGAAUAAAAGAAAGUGUUGAAUUUGAUGUAAAUUAUAUUCCUAAAUUUCCUACUUUUAAUUGUGAAAUUAAGUCUAUUAGUGGACUUAAACCAAUUAUUAUUUAUCAAAAUGAAUUUAAUUCUAAAUUAUUAAGAUUUCCAAUUGGAAUAAAUGAUACAAAUGAAAGUAUAAAUACAACUACUUUUACAUUAUAUGAAUCUGGUAUUACUAUUCUUCCAAUAAAAUGUGAAUUAAAACCAAAAAAUGUUAUUGAGAAAUGUUUUAAGAAAAUUCAAGAUAUUGUACCAAAUGUUAAUUUUGAUUUAAAUAAAAAUAUUUCAAUAUAUAAUGAUGCUACUAUUGAAUUUUCUGGAUUUAUUAAAGAUACUUUAAUUGUUGUUAAGAAUGUUGUUAAAGAAAUGCAAAGAAGUAAUUCUAUUUUAUUAUUACAACCAUAUAAUAUAAAUGAAAGAAUAAUAUCAUUAUUUUCUAUAUUAAUUGAAAUUGUUAUUGAUCCAUAUUAUAGAACAAUUGAUGGAUUUCUAUUUCUAUUUCAAAAAGAAUUACUUUCAGUGAAUUUUUUUGAAAAAAAUUCAUAUGAUAAUUCGAUUUAUUUUAUUUUAUUACUUUGUUCAUUAGAUAUUAUUAUUCAUGAAAAUUCACUUUCAUUUGAAUUUGAUGAUCAUUUAAUACGAUUCUUAUUUUGUUCAUAUUUAUCUAAUAGAUUCUCUGAAUUUAAUGAAAAAAUAAUUGAUUCUAGAAAUUCUAUUAUUCGAUAUAUCUUAGUUUAUAAGUCUUAUUUCUUUAAUAUUUCUUAUAAACCAAAUGAACUUUCUAUGUAUUUAGUUAUUCCUGAAUGUCCAUGUUGUAUUCUCUUUGAUGAAUGGAUGAAUUUUAAUAAAGAAGCAGUAUGUUUAUACACAACUAAAACAAUGACAACAAAAAAUACAAAUAUGAAUUUAGUUGAUUUUCCACCAAUUCCACUCUCUUUAAAUAUACUCUCAACAAUCUCAAUUAUUAAUCUUAACAAUAAUCGUUUAAAAGAAUUUCCUUUAGCAUUAUGUCAAUUAUCUCAUCUAAAAGAGAUUAGACUUAAUGAUAACUCAUUAUUUUGGAUAACACCUCUUAUUUCUGAAUUAUCUAAUUUAACUUUUUUGGGACUAGCUAACAAUAAACUAACUCAAUUACCAGACCUUUCUAAUAUUCCUCUUAGAAAGUUAGAUAUUUCAUCAAAUUGUUUUCCCAAAGAAUUUAAUUUUGAAGUUGGAAAUGAUCUUGAACUUUUAAAAGCAGCUGAGUUGAAUAAUUAUCCAGCUGUUUUAAGAGAUCUUCCGUGUUUAACUUCAUUAGAUUGUUCUAAAUGUCAUUUUGAUAUCUCAGAUAUUAUCUCAAGACCACCAAUUAAUUUACAAGAACUUAUUAUUAGUGGGUGUCAUCUUCCUAUUAUUCCAGAAGAAAUUACUCAAUUGUCAAUCACAAAACUUGAUGUUUCUGAUAAUUCAAUUAAUAAAAUGAAUUAUUCAUUCUUUACGAUGACUAACCUACGGGUUUUGAAUUUAUCUCAAAAUCAUACUAAUGGUAAAAAUGCAUUAUUUAAAACAAUGAAGUCACUUACAGUUAUUUGUAAUAAUGUAAAAACAAAAAAGUAUAGAAAGUCAAUUCUUAGUCCAAAUACUAUUUGGACAGGAAAAGAUAUUAAUGGAGUGUAUGAAGAAACUCAGAUUCAACAAUUAGAAAAAAUUAUUAUUACAGGCGAUGAAUUUAGAAAAGAAGUUUUUUCCUAUCUCCAAAGAAAAAUGGGGAAAGAAGGAACAGUUCAAACAAUUAAUGACUGUUCAUUUAUUUUUGAGUCAAAAGAACAAAAGAAAAAGAAAAAUAAAAUUGAUAGAAUUUCUGUUGUCUGUAUGUCAGUUAAUCAAAUGAAAGAAAGAAUUUGGAAAUUACAUCGGUCUGUAUUUGUGAUUUGCAAAAACGAAAAAAAUGGAAAUGAAAUUGAUGAGAUAUUUGAGAUUUUAAGUAGUUUAAAGAAACCUAUUACUGGACAUGUAGUCUUUGGAACUGAAAUGAAUGCUAAAGUAUUAAGUAAAUAUAAUAAAGAAAUAUUUACACUUGAUUUACAUUUCUAUACUAUAGAAAAGAAAUCAAAAAAAUGUCCAACUUUAGUUAAUAAAAUUAUGAAACAAAUUAUAAAAUUUAAUGAAAUUAAUGAAACAAUUGAAGAAGAAAGUGGAAAAUUAGUUAAAGAAUUAGAAGGAUUAACAAUACCAGGAUUUUGUUUAACGAUUGGGAAAAUUAAAGAAGUUAUGUGUUGUUUAGAAUUAAGUCAAAUUGAUAUGGUAUUAGAAUUUCUUAUUAAAAAUGGAUAUUUUCUUACUAAUGAAGAUUUAAUUCAUUAUAAUAUUGAAGAAUUAUUAAAAGAUGAAAAAGAAGUUGUUGUUGAUUGUGAAUUAUUUAAUUUAACAGAUAAAUUAUUGAAGAAAGGAAGUAGUAGAAAUGGAUUUAUUACAACAAGUGUAUUUGAGGUAUUAGGAAUAAAAGAUCAACACUUAGAAUUUAUUAUUUCAAUAUUAGAAAUGUAUGGAAUUAUUCUUCAAUGUACUGCUCAAACAUUUGCUAAUAUUGGUAUUAGUAAUGAAUUUAAUAAAGCUUAUAAUAGUUGUGUUGAUCAAACAAAGUAUAUUUCUAGUGAAUUAAUGAAUAAAGAAAACUCAUCAAAUGGAAGUUCAUUUGUACCAUUUUUAGUAACAGAAUUAAGAGAUAUUGAAGGGUUAUUGAUAUAUCCAUAUCAUGAAUUAGUUCAUAGUUAUGAAAAUAGUUCAUGGCCAUUACAACAUCAUAAAAAUGAAAAUGAAAUAGGAAGAAGUUUUAUUUUGAGUAAAUAUAAUGAUAAAAUCAUUAAUACUAUUCUUUGUAGUUUUAUGAUUAAAUAUGAAGUUCAUUGUUAUUGGAGAAAUGGUGCCAUUGUUGUUAUUGAAGAUACUGAUGGAAGUGGAAAAGGAUAUUUAAUGGUUUCUGUUGAUGAAAGUAAAAGGUCAGUUAAUAUAAGAAUAAGAUUUCUUGUUUCUAAUGAAAGAAUACCAUUUUAUAUUGCAAAAGUAAUAAAAAGUAAUAGAAUUUUAUUAGAAAAUAUAUUAGAUUGUUAUGAAUGUAAAAUAGAAAAACAACAAAUAAUGUGUCCUGAAUGUUUAAUGAAUGGAAAUAUUAAUUGUUUAACUGAAAGAGAAAUUAAUGAGUCUAUUGAAAAAUUUAAAUUUCAUGUUAAAAGUAGAGUUUGUAUUCAUACAAUUAAUACUGUAAGUUGUUCUCUUGAUAUGAUUAUUGAAACAUUACCAAAAAAAUAUCUUAAAUCAUUAAACGAAUAUGAUUUAAUUAAAGAUGUUGGUGUUGGUUCUAAUUCAAUUAUUUCAUUAUUUAAACAAAGAAAAACACAAGAAUUAAUUGUUGCAAAGAUUGGUAAAAUUGAUUUAAGUGAUAAUGGACUUGAUGAUUCUAAUACAUCAAUUAAUAUAUUUGCAAAUUUAGUUGAAGAAUAUUUAAGAGAAAUUUUCUUUAUUACAUUCCCUAAAAGUGAUUAUAUAGCUCAAAUCUAUGGUUAUUGUAUUAAUCCAUUAUUCGUUACUAUGGAAUAUUUUAAUGGUGGAAGUUUAUAUCAUUUAAUUAAUGAAACUUCAAUGGAAUUUACUAACACAUUAGUAUUAGAUAUAGCUAAACAAAUAGCUUUUGGAAUGAAUGAAAUUCAUUCUUAUAAAAUGCCAUUAAUUCACAGAGACCUGAAGUCUCCAAAUAUUCUCAUCAGAUUAAAUGAAGAUGGAUCAUUUAAAAAUUGUGCAUUAAGUGAUUUUGGUCAGACUGUUCCUGUCUCAGCUAAUAUAAAUGCGGUUGUUGAAUGCCCUUAUUGGCUUGCACCUGAAGUAAUUAAUGGAGAACCUUUCACACAAAAAAGUGAUGUAUUUUCUUAUGCAAUAAUUCUAUGGGAAUUAAAAAAUAAACAACCACCUUACAAAAGCUUCAAAUACUUCAGUGAUAUUAGAGAAAAAGUUAAAAAUGGAUGGAGACUCCCACUUGGUAAUUCAUUCAAAUUUUUAAAUGAAAUAAUCUCUCAAUGUUGGGAUCCAAUCCCUCAAAACCGUCCUUCAUUUAAACAAAUCGUAGAUAAAUUAAAUGGAAUUGUAAUUUAA
Molecule: messenger RNA, 5685 nt
Organism: Entamoeba histolytica HM-1:IMSS
Lineage: Eukaryota; Evosea; Mastigamoebida; Endamoebidae
Product: protein kinase, putative
Exons: 4
Coding region: 1-5685 (1894 amino acids)
Biological process (GO): signal transduction; protein phosphorylation
Cellular component (GO): cytoplasm
Molecular function (GO): ATP binding; protein binding; protein kinase activity
Source: RefSeq, a predicted model, not a curated record